AUGGCCGUUGACACCACCUCCUUUGACUCUGGGCUCGACCUCAGCAACUACGACGACGAGCAGGCGCGGCUGAUGGAGGAGAUGUGCAUAGUCAUCGACGAGAAUGACAAGGCGAUCAGCGCAGCGAGCAAAAAAACAUGCCACUUAAUGACCAACAUCGAGCAAGGGCUUCUGCACCGUGCGUUCUCCGUCUUCCUGUUCAACUCGAAGAACGAGCUUCUGCUGCAGCAGCGGGCGACGGAGAAGAUCACUUUCCCUGACCACUACACCAACACGUGCUGCUCACACCCGCUGGCGACUGCGCUGGAGCUGGAGGAGGCCGGACAGAUGGGCGUGCGGCGCGCGGCGCAGCGCAAGCUGGAGCAUGAGCUGGGAAUUCCGGCGGACCAAGUGCCGCUGGAUAGCUUCCAGUACUUGACCCGUAUCCACUACGUGGCACCGUCCGAUGGGCUGUGGGGGGAGCAUGAGAUUGACUAUAUUCUGUUUGUCAAGGCUGACGUUGACCUGAACAUUAACGAGAACGAGGUUAGGAGCGUUAAGUAUGUUAGCUUGGACGAGAUGAAGGAAAUUAUUGCAACUGCAGAGGAGACUGGCACAAAGCUGACGCCGUGGUUUAAGCUGAUUGAUGAGAACUUUUUGUACAAAUGGUGGGCUAAGCUUGACAACCUCGAGGACAUGAAGGACCACAAGACCAUCCACAGGCUGCUUUGA
This is a messenger RNA of Kickxella alabastrina, 711 nucleotides long. RefSeq names its product NUDIX hydrolase domain-like protein. Gene Ontology annotation, molecular function: isopentenyl-diphosphate delta-isomerase activity. The record is from RefSeq and is a predicted model, not a curated record. NCBI's taxonomy places the organism in Eukaryota, Fungi, Kickxellomycota, Kickxellomycetes, Kickxellales, Kickxellaceae. Gene Ontology annotation, cellular component: cytoplasm. Gene Ontology annotation, biological process: isopentenyl diphosphate biosynthetic process; isoprenoid biosynthetic process. The transcript has a single exon. Bases 1 to 711 code for a protein of 236 amino acids.